Messenger RNA from Danio aesculapii, 5381 nucleotides. RefSeq names its product DENN domain containing 1C (gene dennd1c). NCBI's taxonomy places the organism in Eukaryota, Metazoa, Chordata, Actinopteri, Cypriniformes, Danionidae. Gene Ontology annotation, biological process: endocytic recycling; endocytosis. Gene Ontology annotation, molecular function: phosphatidylinositol phosphate binding; guanyl-nucleotide exchange factor activity. The transcript has 23 exons. The record is from RefSeq and is a predicted model, not a curated record. Gene Ontology annotation, cellular component: intracellular membrane-bounded organelle; cytosol. Bases 154 to 2736 code for a protein of 860 amino acids.
GUGCCGUCUUCAGUCGUGUGCUAGUCGGCGGAUUUGGCUGUUUGAUGUGUGUGCAGAAGUGUGUGUGUCGAUGCAUGUUAGAAAAGGAUUUAAUGUCUUUGGUCUGCUGAUGCCCUGAAGACCCCCGGAUGGGCCCCAACCCACAGGUGCAUCAUGGGCUCCAGGAUAAAGAAAAACCCUGACAAAACUUUCUAUUGGUUCUUUCAAGCCUCCUGUCCAAUCGCCAGAGAUAAAGAUCCUGAUGUGUUGUUUCAGUUCCCUGAAGACUUUAAUGAUGAGGAGUCUCGGAAGUCGUUGCCUCGCUUCUGCUUCCCUUAUGACAUAGAGAGGGUGAAGGACAGUGUGGCGGUGCAGCACUUCACAUUCGUCCUGACGGAUCUGGAAGGAUGCCAGCGAUUCGGUUUCUGCAGACUCACGUCCAGCUCUCAGACCUGCUUGUGUAUACUGAGUUAUUUGCCUUGGUUUGAGGUCUUCUACAAACUUCUGAAUAACCUCGCGGAGUGCUCAUCAAAAGGACAGACGAAUGAAAUGACGGAGCUGCUUUUGGCUCUCUACAAGCACCCCGUCCCUCCGGCCAACGGCUCCAUCACGCUGCAGAUGGGAGCAAAGCUAAUGAUUGGAAGUGAGAUGCCUGGCGUAGGUGGACACACCCCUAAAGGGGAGGAGUCAGCGGGGAUCCCGUACUUUAUUGCUCCAGAUCCCAAAGCCCUGCCGUCUAUUCCAGAGAGUAGGAACCUGACGGAGCUGGUGGUGGCGGUGGAUGUUGGUAAUCUGCUCCAGCUCUUCGCCAGCAUGCUGUUUGAGAGACGGAUCCUCAUUUACUGCAGCAAACUCAGCACGCUGACGGCGUGUGUUCAUGCAUGUAACGGGAUGCUCUUUCCAAUGUACUGGCAACACAUCUUUAUUCCAGUGCUGCCACCUCACCUGCUGGACUACUGCUGUGCACCGAUGCCGUACCUUAUAGGAAUUCACUCCAGUCUGGCAGAGAGGGUGAAGAGUCGCGCUCUGGAGGAUGUGGUCAUUUUAAACAUCGACACCAACACCUUAGAGUCGCCUCAUGAAGACCUGAAAAAGAUCCCGGCUGACGUGGUGGCGGGUCUGAAGGUCCGUUUGAAGCGUCAGGCAGCGGCGGCAGGAUCAGGAGUCGCUCAUGCGUUUCUCAGAGCACAGGCGCUGCUGUUCGGAGGAUACAGAGACGCUUUACAGGCUCCUGCUGAAGGGCCCGUGGUGUUCUGCACCGAGCUGUUUCUCAGUCAUAAAUCUCAAAGCAUGCGGGAGUUUCUGGAGAGCGCCGUCCAUCUGCAGUGUUUUAAAGAGUUCAUCGACGGGCGUCUGGAAAUGCUAAAUGAGGGCAGAGAGCCGAGCGAUGUGUUUGAGGAAGAUCUGCUUCAGUGCGGAGCUUCAUCAGGUGGAGCUAAACUGUGUCGGCAGUGGGUGGGAAAUUUAAAGAAAGGUGGAGGAGCUCUGAUUGUGACCUGGAAGUCUACAGCCAACAAAGCAACUAAAUAUCACAGCAAAUUUGGGCUGAAAAACCUGCUGUCCUCAAAGGAUCAGCCAGAGGCCUGUACGCUGCAGCGGGGCGGGUCUGUGUGUGAACCUCACACAUAUCGCCUCAUCCAAUCAGAUUGCCUUCAGAACCGUCUGCCAAUCACACAGCACUUUGGGAAGUCUCGUCCUCGACGGCCUGCACAGAAACACCAUCGACAGAAAGAGCAAAAGACACCAGUUGACAACACCACCUAUGAGGACAGAGCAGUAGAUGCUCCAGAUCAGUGUUCUGGCAGCAGUGACGUACAGGAGGAGGAGGAGGAGGAUUUCUCUCUGCUGGCCGAUGCGGAGGAGAUGGACCUGCUGGGCGAAAUCUUCGACACCCUGAGCGCUCAGAGCUCCAGAGAGCCGGGUUUACUGUACGGCACACGCAGCCUCGACCUCUUCUGCUCCGACAGUAGCGAAUUCAUCUCACAUAAAGGAUUAGCAAACCCAAGCCAGGAGAGUCUGAGUCCGUCCUUUGCAAACAGCGGAAGCCUGAUGAGCUGGGAGGAAGAGCUAGAGGAGGGCCCUGAUGCUGAGGAGGAAGGGGCUGGUGGUGAGGAGGAGGGGACUGUCAAUGAGGAGGAGGAGUCUAUCAUAGUGAUUGACGGGUCAGAAAAUGAGCUUAAUGAAUUAGAGAAGGACUUGACGGAGUUGGGGGAAACACUGUGCUCUGAUUUACAAAAUCUAGAAGACGCUUCUGUGGAUCCUGAAGAGAGCUCUCAAGAAGUGCAUGAAAAUAAACAAGAUAAUACACAAAUGAAUGGUACAAUGGAGGAAAGCCUAGAUACGGAAACAAUAGCUGAAGAAAGGACUGAGACGCAAACUGACAAAGAAGAAAAGCUUCAGAAUGAGUGUAAGACACCUGAUGCAUCAAAUGGACACACAAAUAAAGAAAUCAUCUGUCUCAAAGUAAAGAUAGACAAAAGAGAAAAGCCUGAGGAGAAAAGUGUUGAACCUCAAUCACCUAAAGUCUCAUCUACUGUAGCUCUGUUCCAGUCCAAGGUGUUGGUGGACUCUUCAGUUUGCAGAGGGAAGGAAAACUCUCCCAAAUCCCCCCUAAGAAGCCUGAAAAUCAAUGUUGGGUCAGCAAAGGCAAUGCAGAGUGAAGAAGACCGCACAAAAUCACCAGUUACAUCAAAUGCAGAGGAGCAAGAACAGGCUCCUGUUAAAGUCUCAGAGCUCAAGAAGAGAUUCGAACAUUAGAGCAUCAAACAUUAAGUAUAUUUUGGUAAAAAAAAAAAAAAAACGCAUUUCUCAAUCUGCAUAUUCUCGAUCAGCAUAUUUUGCAUGUCUCUUUUUUUUUUUUAAACACAGCUGAUUUACAUAAUGCAUGAAUAGUGUUCUCACUGACACAUCCAACCCAGGCUCAUUAUUGAUACAUACCACUAUAUACAAUUAUGGACAUCGCGAAAUACAUCUCAGGAGCUAUGUUUUUGCAGUUUUUGUUUUCGCGAAUCCACCAGAGGCCGCUGUGUAUGCUCUUUCAGACCUCAAAUUUCUCUCACGAAUGCCAUUUGCACCUGCUGUUCUCGUAAACCCACCAGAGGCCGCUGUUGACUGACUGACUGACUGACUGACCAAUCGACUGACCCACCCUCCUCCUAAACCCAACCCAACAGUGUUUUUUAAAUGCAAUCCAGACAAGGGAAAGCCAUCGCAGCUGUCUGAUUUUUACCACGUUUUCAGAUUUUACCACAUUUUCACCCUGUUAUUUACUUGUUUUAUUGUACUUUUUGCCUCUUGUUUUUGUUUGACCUGCUUUCUGGAGCCGUUCUUCGCCCAACUCGAACCAUGUCAUUGUGGUCAACUCCUCUCUGCAUCUCAAGUCCACCAACAUACAAGGUGAGCUACUGGGCAAACUGGUAACAGCGUAAAAGCCGUCCACAUGGAGGUAAGCGGUAGCGCAAAAAGAAACAGAAGCCAACUGCGGUGCCAUAACGCCUCGUAGCGUUCAUUUUAAAGACCAAAUGUAGCCAUAUCUAGCUCUGGCUACAUAAUUGACGCUCUUCAGAAAUGUAUACACUGGGAUGUAUUCACAAUGAGCCUGUGUUGCCACAUUCAUAUGCAUAGUCCAAUGCAUAGUCCACAUCCAAUGCAUAGUGUGCAUUGUUCCCUAGUCCCUUCUCCUUCAGUACUCUCUCUGUCCGAGCAUAAGAAGCCUUUAUUUCACUUCAGAACGUUCAUUCGUGGAUUUACACAAUGGCUUUGCUGGCACCGUCUUGCUAAAGGUGACAUAAUAAUAUUUCUCCCUAAAUUAAUACAAUAUAAAUUUGCAUAUCACACACUAAAAAUGCCAUUCGAAUGAAACAUAUAUGCUUUCUAAACUCAUUGCGGAAUAUCCCGUCGUGUCCACUUUGUAGGGCACUUGUUGUUGAACUAGCACAAAUGUCUGACAUUUAGGCAAAAUAGGCAAUAUGCAGCGUGAGGGCCAGGGUUGAGAAACACUGGAGUAAAUAUAAUGGAGGUUAUGCAUGUGAUGUCAGCUGGAGUGACUGUGGCUCCGCCCACUGAGUGGCAAAAAAGACUACAGGCCACUGAAUUAAACAGUCAAUUAUUCUCCUUAUACUUUGGUUAUCUACUGAUGUAUUGGAGACAUUUGUCAGGCUUCUGUCCUCAAACAUGUCCUGUGUGUAGCACUAGUUUCUCACACAUCUCCUCCAAAGCAGUUGUGUAUUGUGUAUUCAGUUGUGUAUUGAUGUGAUUUGUGACUCUUGUAACUGUGAAAUCAUUCAGCGGAGUGAUAUGGAGCUGUAAUGUGCUAAAAAACCUGCCGGAACUACUUUCAGUGUGUUUAUCUUAAAAUAACAGCACAUGUAAGAAUGUUCAUCAGCCAAUCAGAAUCAAGCAUUCAAUAGCCCUGUGAAAAUUCAUUCAAAGGAAACACAAGUUAAUUUUUUCCCCGUUGCACAAAUACGUACACAUAAAUCAUUCGCAAUAUGACCAAUAAUGUUGAGUAAAUCAGGUCGACUUUUUUCAACUUUUAAAUCAACGUCAUCCACAUAAAUUGAUCAAUGCACCAAUUCUGACCACCUCGUUCAUCCAAAACAUCUGUAAUCAUUUAUAAAAGGCUUAUCAGAGAGGGCAAUGCUGACUCCAAGCAAAUAUUGACUCAGUCGAAACCAAAAUUACUCUCUCAAAUUACACACUGCAAGCGGCGCACAGAAUUAAGGACAAGGUUAUUUACUCAAAGAUGCAUUUUACUGAAUAGAUACAGAUAUUAAAGUAUUAUAUACAGAACAAUAAAACUAGCAAAACAGUAUUUGGCAAAGUACAAAUAUAAUCUUUCCUCUCCAGAUGUGUUCAUUAUUUAGACAUUUACGUUUUCAGUAGUGCAGUGGGACAAUAUUUUGGAGGUAAAGCUGCCAUGCGUCUUCUUAAAGAGACGGUUCACCCUAAAAUUAAAAUUCUGUCAUCAUUUCCUCCACUUAUUCCAAACCUAUUUGACUUUAUUUCUUCUGCUGAAAUUUAAUAGAGAAAUCUGGAAACGUAUCAAAUCCAUGGUGUUUGCUUUUCCUACUAUGGAAGUCAAUGUAAGAUAUAUUCUUUGGUGAAAAAACAAACUCAUCAAGUCUUUGAGGAAGAGUAAAUAGUAAUUAAAUGUUAAUUUUAGGGUGAACUGUCCCUUUAAGAAAGACUCUGAAUUAAGUAAACCGAAAGCACUGAUAAAGGAAACAAAACUAGUUUGGUUGUGCGUGUAAAUCCUCUGACUUCACAUUUCUUCACUAAAUGCAUUGGCAUGUGUCUUCAAAUAUCUCCCAGGUGUGUUCAUUAUUCAGCUGUAACGGUGCAAAGAUUUCUUGUAUCCCAGUCAAAAAUGACCAAUAAAUACCCACCACCUUUUCUAGUGA